GUUUCAAAUAAUUGAUUUUCGAAAAAAAUAGACUAGCUUGAAUCUUUUGUUGGACAAAUUCUAUUUGUUGGGUUGGCGAGUAUUUGUCAAUGAAAUAAGAUAAAUAGCUUGGUUUUUCCCUGUAAAUCAUUGUUCAAUUUUUUCCCAAAUGCAUCAAUCAUAUAAUGUUAAUGUUUGAAAUUUGAUAAAACUACAAGCAAAAAAAAGCUUUACAAUAAUAAUAUUAAUAAUGAUGAUGGAAAUGGAACAGUUUGUAAUGGAAGAAUUGUCACCAAAACCAACAAUGACAACAACAAUGAAAACAUAUAAAGAAUCUUUUAAUAAUAAACGUCAACGCUUUUAUUAUUGUUCACCAUCAUCAUCAUCAUCAGUAAAUUUUUCCCAAAUUCAUUCCAUUAUCGUUUCUAGUCGACAACAACAAUAUUGUAGCCAUAAAUUUUCAACCACAAUCACAAAAAAACAUGUACCGAUUACAAAUAAUUUAACUUCCAACGAAUUGUGUUUGGUCAACGAUUCGUUACCACACAAUCAUCAUCAUUGUUCAUCAAUCAUUAUUUUUAUAGCAAUUAUUGUUUUUGUGUUUGCCGAAAUCGUUACACCGAUGACAACUUUGUCUACAAAAUCGAUGACUAUUAAAACGACAACUAUUCCAUUAUUAAUGGAUACAUCAUCAUCAUCUGUAGCAACAAUUUCUACAAUCUUAUCGGAAUCAUCUUCACCGUCAAUCAAAGAUACAGAUUCGAAAAUGAAAUUGAUUAAAAAAUUAUCCGAUCGUGAUGAACAAUUAUCAACAUUGAAUGCCGAAAAAGAACGUUGUGAACAAAUGAAUUUUACUCGAAAAUUACCCGUCGAUUAUUAUUUUGAUGAUUAUAAUUCAAAUCAAGAUAUUGAUAAUGAUGAUAAUAGUGAACAACGACGAUGUCCAAUCGUAUGGGAUGGUGCAUUAUGUUGGCCUGAAAGCGUUGCUAAUAGUAUUGUACAUCAACGAUGUCCAGAAUAUGUUAAAGGUUUCAAUCAUCAAGGUUGGGCAUACAAAAAUUGUACAGAAAAUGGAACAUGGUUUUAUAAUAAUGAAACAAAACGAUUUUGGACUGAUUAUUCGGAAUGUAUCAUAACACAUCCAGUUCAUAAAAAUGAUAAUCAAUAUUAUCAUCAUCAUCAUCAUCAUCAUCAUCGUAAUCAUGAUAAUAACUCCACCAAUCAUUCACAGAUGAAUAUUGUUGAUCAUGAUGAUGAUGAUGAAGUUUCAUCCAAAAUGAACAAAAUUCGUUAUCAUUUGCCAAAUUUUCAGAUUAUUUCACAUCUUGGCUAUUCGAUUUCAUUUAUUUCAUUGGUGGUCGCAUUUUUCAUUCUUGUUUAUGUCAAAUUUAUUUGCAGAAGACUACGAUGUCCACGCAACAGUCUUCAUCUUCAGCUAUUCAUUUCAUUUAUUAUGCGUUCAUCAAUGUAUCUGAUUAAAACAAGUUUAGAACAUUUUCCAUUUGAUCUUAAUCAAUUAAAUGUUAAUUCAAAAUUGAAAACAAAUACUUCAAAUAUUCAUGAUAAUCAUGACUAUCAUCAUAAUCGCCAUCAACAACAUUUGCAGAAUUCUUUAAUAAAUAGUAUAAAACUUGAAGAUGAAAAUGAUUUAAUGGUAUUGUCAAAUCUUUUGGGCAAUUACGAUUGGGAAAAUUCGUUUCGUACUUCGUCGAUUGCCUGUAAAGUAUUUACAACAAUAUGGCAAUAUUCAUUAUUGGCAAAUUAUAAUUGGAUCUUUAUGGAAGGUUUAUAUUUGCAUAAUGUUAUUUUUCUUAACAUAUUUAAUGAUAAUUCAAACAUUAUCCCAUACAUUAUACUUGGAUGGUGUCUUCCCAUACCUAUUGUUACGACAUGGGCAUUAAUGAGAUCAUUAUAUGAAGAUACACGCUGCUGGACAACAAAUAGUAAUUUGAAAAUUUUCUGGAUUAUGCGGGCCCCAAUCACAAUCGUUAUUGUUUUGAAUUUUGUCUUUUUCGUCAACAUUAUACGUGUAUUAUUUUUGAAAAUGUUUGCCAAAUCAGCAGCAACCUAUGCAAGAAAAUAUAAAUAUCGUACCUGGUUUCGAUCAACAUUAGUAUUGGUACCAUUGUUCGGUGUUCAUUAUAUGUUUUUUCUUGCAUUCACAACAAUCACAUUCAAUUCAUAUGAUAUAUUUGAAAUUAUUUGGUUAUAUACUGAUCUAACAUUUACAACAUUUCAGGGUUGUUUGGUUGCAUUAUUAUAUUGUUUCCUAAAUCAUGAAGUACAGAUCGAAUUGAAAAAACUAUGGAUAUCAUGUAAGCAACAUUUGUUAAGUAGACAUUUUUCACUGGGAUAUAAUCAUUCUACUAUGUCGGGUAACAAUAAUGGUCAACAACAACAACCACAGACAACCAAUCAUCAAACAAAUAAUUUAUCAAGCCGAAUUACAAAACAUUCGCUGAUAUCGAAUUGUAGUUCGUUUUUUCGUAGAGAGACGGAUCCAAAUACAUCAAGUGAAUUGAAUCGAUAUUCUAUUCAAUAUCAACAACAACAAUCACCAAAAUGUCAAAAUCAAGCAUCGAAUAAUCGACAAGAAUAUCAUCAACAACAUUCAAACAAUGGACAUUUUUCAAAUAAAUUCAAUUCACCAUUAUCAACACCUGCAUGUGGACAACUACGAUUACAUUGUUGUGACAAUGAUGAUGAUAUUCAUGACAAUGUAGAAGGAGAGGAAGUACCAACUGAUCCUGACAUGAUUAACAAAUUGAUAUUAAUUGGUGAAACGGCUAUCUAAAAAACCGACCAAUACG
Molecule: messenger RNA, 2789 nt
Organism: Dermatophagoides pteronyssinus (European house dust mite)
Lineage: Eukaryota; Metazoa; Arthropoda; Arachnida; Sarcoptiformes; Pyroglyphidae
Biological process (GO): cell surface receptor signaling pathway; adenylate cyclase-modulating G protein-coupled receptor signaling pathway
Cellular component (GO): plasma membrane
Molecular function (GO): G protein-coupled peptide receptor activity; peptide hormone binding
Source: RefSeq, a predicted model, not a curated record